AACCAUCAAUCCAUCCGAGUCCAAUCCAAAAAAUAGUGGGUGUGACUAAAUCGACGACGGUCUUCCCGCUGCAACAGACCUAUGUGCAGAGGAAACUACCUAGUACCGAGACAACCUACCCGACACUCCUAAAUUCGUGUCUGAAACUAAGAUGGCCCCUCCAUUACGACAUCGUUCCUUACGUGUUUUCUUGCAUGAUGACCGCCAUGUCAUGGCCAAGCAUUCUGCCAUCUACCCUUCUCAGGAGGAACUGGAGAAUGUGCAAAACAUGGUAUCCCACACAGAACGAGCGCUCAAGGCAGUCUCAGACUGGCUGGAUAAGCAAGAGAAAUGUGAUGGUGAUGGUGUAGAUGCUGAUAAAGAGAGUGACCACAAAGAACAAGUGACACGUACCCUUCGUGGCGUGAUGAGAGUGGGCCUUGUGGCCAAGGGCCUUCUCUUGAAGGGAGAUCUGGACCUUGAGCUGGUGCUCCUCUGCAGGGAGAAGCCAACCAACACUUUGUUAAAGAAGGUGGCUGACAACUUGGAUACGCAACUGAAGGUUGUCACCGAAGAGCAGUAUGAUGUGAGUCAAGACAUCGAAAAGGCCUGCAUCGUGAUCAAGAACACAGAGGAGCCCCCACUCACCCUCACCAUUCAUUUGACGUCCCCGUUAGUUCGUGAGGAGAUGGAGAGGGCUGCUGCCGGUGAAACGCUAUCAGUCAACGAUCCCCCGGAUGCUCUGGACAGGCAGAAAUGCAUAACUGCCUUGGCGUCUCUUCGCCACGCUAAGUGGUUUCAGGCCAGAGCCAACGGAUUGCGCUCCUGUGUUAUCGUCAUUCGGGUUCUAAGGGACUUGUGUGCCCGCAUCCCAAAGUGGACUCCACUCAGUGGCUGGCCGCUCGAGUUGAUCUGCGAGAAAGCCAUUGGUACAGGAAACCGGCCCAUGAUGGCAGGAGAAGCAAUGCGUAGAGUCUUAGAAUGUCUGGCUUCAGGAAUCCUGAUGCCAGAUGGAGCUGGAAUCGCCGAUCCUUGUGAGAAGGAGCCCACAGAUGCGAUAUGUCACUUGAACUCCCAGCAGAGAGAAGACAUCACGUUAAGUGCACAACAUGCCUUAAGGCUGUCGGCCUUUGGACAGCUUCACAAAGUGCUUGGAAUGGAUCCGCUUCCCUCCAAGAUACCCAAGAAAACUCCGGGACCUCCAAUCGAUUAUAUCGUGCAAAUCCCACCCAGUUCCGCAUACGCCCCGCCGAUGAAACGGCCCAUUGAGGAAGAGGAGGGAAUUGAAGACAAGAGUCCCAAUAAGAAAAAGAAAAAACUGCAAAAGAAAUCUGCAGAGGAUAAGUCCGAUCCACCCCAGGCUAUGAAUGCGUUGAUGCGACUCAACCAGCUGAAGCCGGGUCUCCAUUACAAGCUGAUAUCCCAGACCGGCCCAGUUCAUGUGCCCGUCUUCACUAUGGCUGUAGAAGUUGAUGGCAAGACUUUUGAGGCUUCGGGUCCGUCCAAACGGACCGCCAAGCUGCAUGUGGCCGUCAAGGCGCUGCAAGACAUGGGUUUACCCACGGGAGUGGAAAUCAAAACUCCAGAGCCUGUGAAAACUGAAGAAACCCCAGUUCCCGUCACAGUGCCAGAUGUGAAACCAGUAAUAACAGCCGCUGAAGUUGCUCCUGUGCUCACAGGACCAGUCAGCACAGAUUCCACUGAUGCUGCGGAGACCACCCGCCAACAGGGACCGAUCCUAACCAAACACGGCAAGAACCCAGUGAUGGAGCUGAACGAGAAGCGCCGCGGCCUAAAAUACGAGCUCAUCUCGGAGACUGGCGGCAGCCAUGACAAGCGCUUCGUCAUGGAGGUCGAGAUCGAUGGGCAGAAGUUCGAGGGGACUGGAUCCAACAAGAAAGUGGCCAAGGCUUACGCAGCACUGGCGGCUUUGGAGCAGCUCUUUCCCGAGGGCUCUGUGACCGAAGUGGCUAAAAAGAAAAAGGCACCUUCAAUGAACAACGAAGGCUAUGGCAUGAUGGGACCUCCUGGCGAUGUCGCUAUGCCCAGGGCCAGAGGGAGAGGAAGAGGUCGUGGAAGGGGCAGGGGGUACAAUAAUGGAGGGGGCUGUGGCGGAGGCUUCGGGACAUAUGGUUAUGGCAGCAACUCCAUGUCUGGAUACAAUUACUACAACAAUGGUGGUGCAAAUGCAGGUGGCGGGCUGUCAGGCGGCCCUUCAUGCGGUUCUCUGGCCAGUUCAGCUCUGGGAUCGGCACAAAGCUCAUAUGGCUCAUACUAUGAUGGUGAUGGAGCAUAUAAUACCAACACUGCUGCUAAAAUGCCCAAAAAGAAACCCCCAACAAGGGGCGGGAAGUCAUCGUUUCAGGGUGUCUCGGGUACGAACAGUGCAUCUUCAGGGAGCUACCAGGCCAGCAAUGCUUCCGGACACGGCAACUAUAACCAAUAUGGCCAGGGCUAUGGUCAGGCAAAGAAAAAUUUUCACCAGGGAGGUGCAAGUGGAUACUCUUACAGCACCGCCUACCCGAGUCAGGUGACUGGUGGUGCUGGAGGAAACCAGGAUUACAGUUAUGAUGGCUUCAACAGCCAGUCCAAUUACAACUCGCAGGGUGCCGGAGAAAACCAUGGUUUCAACACCUACCACAAUCCUGGAAGCUACAAGGGAGAUUCCAGCGGAAAUUACCAGUAUAGAUAAGACUGAGUUACUCGUGUGAAACAUCAGCCCGCCAUCAUCCGCUGCAUCUUUACCUCUAACCUCCUCCGAAGAAUGUGAUUGAUUGAUGGCUCACCUUUGCUCAAGUUUCUCCUUCCUCUAUGUUGACUAUGUGCAUAUGUUCAGCCUGUGUUGUAGCUAUGUUUGGUGGUCUGUUUCAAAGGGUUGAUAAUCUCAAGACUGUCUUUUUUUUUUUUUUUUUUUUUUUUUUUAAUUUAUAAAACCACUGAGAGAAAUUUCAUGCUACAGCGCUCACGUGUGGCGCAAACUUUGCUUUUAUGUUCCAUGACAACUUUGCAUGUAACUUACCCAAACUUGUAGAUACCUUUGCUUUUAUUUUUUGCCUUUUUUAAGUAAUGUUACUAGUGUUAUAUUUUACUAGGAAUUUGAUGGAAAAUACACACGUUUGUGCUUUAAGUCGCUUUUGAUUUUGUGGAUAUUUUUUCUUGUCAAUGUAUGUAACUGGGUCUUUGUAUUGAAAAAAUGGUUGUUAAGAACGUUUAUGUCAAGUUUUGAUAUAACCACUUUUGGUGGGAUUUACAAAGAUUAUUGUAAAGUAGGUCUUGAGAAAAAAAAGUCAGUUGUAAAUUGUGAACCUUGAUAGGUAAUUCGCAAGAUCACUGCUAAUUUAAGGCCACUCAAACAAAUGUCAAAAAUAAAUACAAAUGCUUAUCGA
Messenger RNA from Hippocampus comes (tiger tail seahorse), 3365 nucleotides. RefSeq names its product interleukin enhancer binding factor 3b (gene ilf3b). Gene Ontology annotation, molecular function: single-stranded RNA binding; double-stranded RNA binding. Gene Ontology annotation, cellular component: precatalytic spliceosome. The transcript has 18 exons. Bases 152 to 2671 code for a protein of 839 amino acids. NCBI's taxonomy places the organism in Eukaryota, Metazoa, Chordata, Actinopteri, Syngnathiformes, Syngnathidae. The record is from RefSeq and is a predicted model, not a curated record.